Messenger RNA from Dracunculus medinensis (Guinea worm), 1272 nucleotides. The record is from the annotation of a GenBank genome assembly. Lineage: Eukaryota; Metazoa; Nematoda; Chromadorea; Rhabditida; Dracunculidae.
AAAUUUGGCCUGGAAGUACCUUCAAUGGCUUUGAAAAAUUUUGAAGCGUUACAGUCGUUAAGUGCAGAUUUGGAUAGAUCAUUGAAUGUAACCGAUUUGAGAUUCAUUGAAUUAUGUACACAUUGGUGGAAAAGUCUAACCAAAAAUUUAGUUUGGUGUUUUGGUCUCGUUUGUGUUACAUUAAUCAGUUUAUGUGCUGCCGUCGGGAUAUUGUUUAUACGAGGUCUUAGUAAGAAAAGUUACAACAGAUUUAUAACGAUUUUUGCUGCUGUUGGUGUUGGAUCUCUUAUUAGUUCUUCUACAUUGCAUUUAGUACCACAGGGAUUGGAAAUUGUCGAUGGCAAAAAUUUUGAUUUCAUAACCAUUCAAAUGUUUGUAAUUGUUGGAAUAUAUACAUUCUUUUUCUGUGAUAAAUUCUUAAAGAUUAGUCUUGAAUCUAAAAAGGUUACUCGUCAUUUUUUUAUCAAUAUAUGUUUUUUGUGUCAUUCAUCUAAUGAUAAAUUAUCCCAGUUAAAAAAAUUUCAGUUGAUUGAUGCCGGUAUCUCUGAAUCAGGCCCAACUGAAGUGAACCCUGGUGUUAUUUCGCUUCGAUCAUCUGAUACGUUAGUGCCUCUUGAUAAUACCAUUCAUCAAUAUCGCGAUAGAACAGAAUCUUUAAAAAGUCGAAAUGGAAUUGAAAUUAUGGAAAAUAUCGACAUGUCUCGUCAAGCACAUGGUAUUUGUGUUCAUGACCAUGAAAUAGUUUUUAAUCACAAAAAAGACUCGGCAAUUAAGACAGUUGCAUGGAUGAUUAUAUUUGGUGAUGGUCUUCAUAAUUUUAUUGAUGGUGUAAGCAUUGGCGCAGCAUUCAAUGAAUCUUUAAUUAGUGGCUUCAGUGUAAGUGUGGCUGUUUUUGCCGAAGAAUUUCCGCAUGAACUUGGCGAUGUUGCGAUUUUACUUAGUGCUGGUAUGAGUUUGAAACAAACAUUAUUCUAUAAUUUGUUAAGUACAGUAACAUGUUUCAUCGGUUUUGUUAUCGGUGUUAUGCUUGGUUCGAUUGAAACAUUUCUUCGUUAUGUAUUUGGCUUCUCGGGUGGAAUGUUUCUUUACAUUGCUCUAUCUUGCAUGAUGCCAGAAAUGAAGCAAACAAUGGAAGAGGCAUUGAGAAUUGGUCAUCAAGAAGCUCUUUCUGUUCUAUUAUUACAAACAUUAGGACUUACAGGAGGCACACUUUCAAUGUUUUUCUUUGCGAGAUAUGGUCAUCUGAUCGAGAUUACUGGUUUACUGCCAUAA